AUGCAUGCUUUGUCAGAUUUACUGUCACAGUAUCCAAUCCUCACAAGCCUAAGCUCUUUCAUCUCGACUCUAGAUCUCCAUCACCUUGCCACGGCCAGCCAAGCGUGCCGCUUGCCCAUUGAGCGGAACUUUGACACGUUAAAGCGGAACUGCCUGUGCGACGGCCGAGGUCUAGCUUUACGACACAACUUCUCCGGACCUUACAGCAUAAUUCCAGGAGCGUAUACCUGGGGAAAUACGCGGAAACUGUGGCAGGACGAGCCGAUUGAAGUGCGACUCUGGAAGACGGUCUGCGAUUCGACUAACGCUCUUCCAUGUCAGAAGUGCAAUGUCGGCAUUUGCGAGGAAUGCCGCUAUUAUCCUCGUGAGGAACCUCGUUCACACUAUCCAAAGCGCCGGCCGCAUCUGAACUCGUCGUUUGAGAGCGAGAACAUUAUUUGCCUCUGUCCGAAAUGCGACGCCGAGGUCGAGCAGGAGCUUCAAGGUCGGUACCUCAACGUGCUGUGUGAUUGCGAUGUAUACAAGCGCUGGGUCUGUUGGAAAUGCGUGCGGGAAGAGCAAAAUUUCUCUGGUCAUUACUAUCACGAUCACACGGUUCUGGAUGCCGAUUCUGAUGAGACUAAAUCUGUGCAUGACCAUCAAUUUACCCGAGAUGUGCGAUGUCAACUACCUCCUGAUCUGGGAUUGACAUGCUAA
Molecule: messenger RNA, 696 nt
Organism: Ramularia collo-cygni
Lineage: Eukaryota; Fungi; Ascomycota; Dothideomycetes; Mycosphaerellales; Mycosphaerellaceae
Exons: 1
Coding region: 1-696 (231 amino acids)
Source: RefSeq, a predicted model, not a curated record